This is a messenger RNA of Tachysurus fulvidraco (yellow catfish), 3629 nucleotides long. It is a transcript of the gene trib2, whose product is annotated as tribbles pseudokinase 2. Gene Ontology annotation, biological process: regulation of MAP kinase activity; protein phosphorylation; positive regulation of proteasomal ubiquitin-dependent protein catabolic process. Bases 935 to 1975 code for a protein of 346 amino acids. Gene Ontology annotation, cellular component: nucleus. The transcript has 3 exons. Gene Ontology annotation, molecular function: protein kinase activity; ATP binding; mitogen-activated protein kinase kinase binding. The record is from RefSeq and is a predicted model, not a curated record. NCBI's taxonomy places the organism in Eukaryota, Metazoa, Chordata, Actinopteri, Siluriformes, Bagridae.
CUAGGGGGAGUGUGUGUGUGUGUGUGUGUGUGUGUGUGUGUGUGGCUGAACUCGCACUGAAUGGACUGGGAUUCUCAGCCACGUAAGUAGUUAGUACACCACGGGAGAUGAUGCCUUGCUGAAAUAAGGGAUAGGCCUGGGAAAGUCGGCCAUCCCUUUUUCCUCUACAGCAUCUCAGUCGUCGCUAUAGAUCCUGUACGUUCCGCAAAAGGAAUUAUAUUUUAGCGAAAAUUGCUGCCGUAGAAGGACAUCGAAGAGACACAGAGGGAAAGAUUACACAUAAAGGGGUUUGCGCUCCGGUGUGUGUAGCAGAUGGCGAGCAGAGCUGCAUGGAAAUGAGCAGUGCAACAAGGAGGAGGCCGCUGAAUGGAAACGGAUCCCGUUCUCAGGAAAGCCGACACCACUGACCGGUUAUAGCACGUUAACCGAGCAUUACUUACUUAGCCAGCACUUUGGGCAUUUAACACUGCUCUCUCGAAUUUGGAAAAAAAAAUCAGCAGUACCAUUUUCCUCCAUCUUUGCACUUGUGUGGGGAAAAAAAGGUUUCUGAAUCUAAACCACAAAUUUAUCCAGAAGUCAGAAUCAGAGCUCAGGCGCAAAGAACAGGGUAACUUUUUAUUAUUUUUCGUUGUUGCACCCGGAAUAAUAUAUUGUAUUAUAUUAAUAUUAAUAUUCACAAAGCAAGACCAAUCUUUUAUGAUUGUAGAACUCUUUUUUGCACGCUUGUCAGACCUUGUGCAGCUGCUGACCGACUCGCGCGCUCUGGAUGUGUUUUGCGCGGUGAUGUUCGGGUACAGAGACUGAGAGUCAGAUCAAAGGGGCUUUUUUCUGUGUGUGUGUUUUACAAGUUAGUGUAUCCACAGACCAGAUUUCCCCCUCAGAGCCAGACCUCAAGACUCGCACCUUGCUUUAGGAUAAACCUCAUAUAACACCCAUGAACUUACAGCGCUCAAAUCCCAUUAACAUCGCACGGUAUGGGAGAGCGAGGCACAAAGCGCACGAAUUGGAGGAGCUGUCUUGUCUACAACAGAGGACUCCUGAGCCGAAUCAGAGCUUUAGUCCUAAUCUAGGCUCCCCGAGUCCUCCGGAGAGCCCGGACUCCACUCACCGAGUGUCCUGUAUCGGGAAUUACCUCUUACUGGAGCCGCUGGAGGGAGACCGCGUGUUCCGGGCCGUGCACUUACACAGCGGGGAAGAGCUCGUGUGCAAGGUGUUCGAUAUCAGCAGAUAUCAAGAAUCAUUAGCUGCCUACUUUGUACUGGGUGCUCAUCAGAACAUCAACCAAAUAGUGGAGAUUCUCCUUGGAGACACGCGGGCGUACGUGUUCUUCGAGAGGAGCCAUGGAGACAUGCAUUCGUUUGUCCGUACUUGCAAGAAGUUGCGGGAGGAAGAGGCUGCCAGACUCUUCUAUCAGAUAGUGUCCGCUGUGGCACACUGCCACGACAAUGGCCUGGUUCUCAGAGACCUCAAGCUGAGGAAGUUCGUCUUUAAGAAUGAGGAAAGGAGCCUGGUUAAGUUGGAGAGUUUAGAAGAUACAUACCUCCUGAAAGGAAGUGAUGACUCUCUCUCAGACAAACACGGCUGUCCAGCUUAUGUAAGCCCAGAGAUCCUCAACGCCAGUGGCAGCUACUCGGGCAAAGCGGCAGACGUGUGGAGUAUGGGCGUCAUGCUGUACACCAUCCUUGUUGGCCGCUACCCUUUCCAUGAUGUGGAGCCUGGUUCACUCUUCAGCAAGAUCCGCCGUGGCCACUUCAGCAUCCCUGAGACGCUGACGCCCAAGGCUCGUUGCUUGAUACGCAGCAUCUUGCGUCGGGAGCCAGCCGAACGCCUGACUUCACGUGAAAUCCUGGAGCAUCCCUGGUUCCUGGCAGCCACCGGCCAGGCUGGCACUGCCUAUGCCAGAGGAGACCGUGAAACAGACCAGACGGUGCCAGAGGCCAACAUGGAGGAAGAGUUGGAGCAGUUCCUCAGCUGAGCAGCACAAAAAAACAAACCCAAGACACUUUGCCACGUGUUUUAGAUGACAGAAUGCACUCAUACAGUGGUGUUUAUCUUUAUCUCCCAUUCCAUGGAGAAAACCUGGGAAGGUCUGGCUUGAUGGUGUGGAACACCUUCAGCAAGAGCUUCUGGGCAAAUGCAAAUGUUAAUGUUCAGUAAUGUAGCAAGACUUUUAACUAUCUUUAGGUUGCAUUUUCUUUUCUUUCUUUUUUUUUAAGUGGUGCUCAUGAGGUGUACAAGUCAUAUUAAGCUACAAAAGAAAAAAAAAACAACAAGAUGGCACAGGAGACCUCAGCCAAGGAGAACAACACCAACGUCAAGCAAACUGCAACCACUCCUGUUCUGAUAAAUCAAAGUAGACAACAUUGUCUACACAUAAUAAACUUUAAAAUCAUUUUGUUGGCUUUUGUUGGCUGCAUUUGCAUAUUUAUUCCUUAUGUUUUUUUUUUGUUUUUUUUAAGUAUAUUACUUACACCAUUCUGCUCUUUCAUAGCCUUAUAGGCCAAUACUAUAAAAUGUGGAUGGCUAUCAGUAGAAUUUUAAGUUUGCAAAUUCUCCUCUUCAGGCUUGAUCCCCCUUCCAACUGUGUAUUUGCGUUUCUCUCAUUUGUGUAGUACUGCAUUAACUCAGCUUUUUGUGUUGCAUUAAGCUAUUCCUUCUAAAUUGUUAUUGCUGCUUAUUUCUCCUCUAGCCUGAACUGAACCUCUUUGAGCCUUGAGACCUGAGGGUCUCUUGCUCUGCUCAGGCCAAGUGAAUGGUCCAUUCCAUCUCUGUAGACUAGCAUCUAUUUAAUUUUAAUUUCAUUCUGCUGAAAUGAAAGAGUUUUUAAUUUAAAGUAACAACUACUAUAUUUAAAUAUAUUUGCAGGAUUUUCUUUCUACCUUAGUUUCUGUUUUCCACAAAUAUCGUAGGCAAUACUUUUGACACAGGACAGUUUUUCAUGUUGGCAUUAAAGACUGUCCCAAGGUUUAGAAUAAACCAUCUAACUUAAGUGCCAGUAUUUGUGCCCCACACCACCAAUGCCGAUUACAUCUUUUCUUUUAUGACUUUUGAUUUAGCUUCUAACACGUCGUUAAUGAUGUUACUAGGACUACACUGUCUCCAGUACCUCAUGUUACUUUUCUACUGCCUGCCUAGGUUCUGUGAAAUGAUCAUGUUCUAAAUAGGUACAUGUGGACAUGUUUUGUGGUAUAUCAAUGUUACUUCAAAUUGUGAUCUCUAGUUAAUGGCAUGUACCCUUUUGAAUGCUAUAGCCUAGCAGGAGGGCUGGGGAAGUUGUGUGUGUGUUUUUUGUUUUUUUUUUUUUGUUUUUUUUCCCCUUUCGUUUCAUAAAGUUAUUCCUUGCAAAUUCUAUUUUUAAACUGCUAGGAAUUUAGUUGCCUCUGUAAAAGCAUUAGGUCUCGAAGUCUAUUUUUUUUCCAGGUAGAAUUAAUUGCCCACGUUAGUUGGUGCUGAGUGAAGGAUAUUUUUUCUUUUUUUUUUUUCUUUUCUUUUCUUUUUCUUUUUUUUGGAAGGGGUGGGGGGCAUGCAUGGUGGGAUAUCUGCCUCAGAUGCUCUGAUUGUAAUGUAACUGAUUUUGGUGUUUUGUCCAAAUUUAUUCAGUAAAUAAAAUGUGACCUGCACACUGAAAA